This is a messenger RNA of Carassius gibelio (silver crucian carp), 1294 nucleotides long. RefSeq names its product Bardet-Biedl syndrome 12 (gene bbs12). NCBI's taxonomy places the organism in Eukaryota, Metazoa, Chordata, Actinopteri, Cypriniformes, Cyprinidae. Gene Ontology annotation, biological process: chaperone-mediated protein complex assembly; photoreceptor cell maintenance. The record is from RefSeq and is a predicted model, not a curated record.
AUGCAAACAAUCGGCAAAAGUUUCUUGCCAGAAACUAAAGGACUGCAAACCUUCUUCAGCUCUAAAAUCAGCGAUCUAGGACAGAAAGAUGUUGCACAUGGAUGUCAGGGUCAGGUGGUAAAUAUCGCUUUGGUGAGCGGUGAUUUGUGCGAGAAGUAUCACCAUAUGGGUUUUAAUAGGCCUGGGAAUGUCAUGUACAUCACGGAUCGUGCUAACAUGUCUGGCGUGAGUCUGGAAGAGCGUUAGAUUGAGAAUGCCUUAAGAAAACUGAAAGAAUUCAGCAUAGAUGUUGUGCUUGUGAGUGGCAUGGCUGGCGUGAAACUCAAAGAGAGAGUUCUUGGUGCAAACGCCCUUGUUAUUGAAAGUGUUUAAAGCAGCUUUUUAAAGGACUGUACAGGCGUUGUUCCGGUUUCGUACAUCACACAGAUUGACGAGAACUGUGUGGGACAGGGAGUUACAGUCAGUCAACAGAGAGAUUUCAGCGAGGUCAGCAUCAUGACUGCAAGCACAUCUCUGGUCACGGCGGUCACAAGCAGCUCUGUAUAUGCUAAACUACAAAGCUUGGAGGAUCAAUUUUGGAGCUGUGCUCAUCGGUUGCACCAAGCUCUCACAGAUGGGAAGUUGCUGCAUGGUGCAGGAACCACCAGACUCAUUUGCAUCCAGCAGCUUCAUCAAUAUAAACAGAGAGAGAUGGAAAACCCACAGGAAGGUGUGGAGCAGGAGCUGAUGGCCAAAGCCCAGAUGGAUUAUGUCUCCACUUUGAUGAUGAACAGCAGGUCGGUGGGGUCUAAAGCAGAGGGUUUCACAUCAGAUGAGACUUUAUAAACAUAGAAGCCAUAUGACAGGAUGCAGAUGGAGCUGGGGUGUAUGAUGGUGUAUGAUAACGUGACUGUGAAGUCUGAAGGAGCUCUUGAUCUGGUGCUUCUGGUGCUUCAGUCUGACACGGAGAUCAUUACCGCUGUCAGUGAAGGAGAAAAUGUUUGAUAUCUCAGGCAUAAUAAUUCUUUUUAAUUAAAACAGAAUUUUAACCUUUUAUUUUUAUAUAUUCGUCACUUUGAAGUUACUUCAGGUCUUUUCUAUAUAAAUAACAAUAUGCUACAAUGCAUGAUAUCAUGAGUGUUGUUCCAGGCCUGAAAAAAUGAAUGUUUUUGUUGAAUUAAUUUGUGUUUCAUUUAUUAUUUGUCUGUUUUAUACAACAAUUCAUAUGCGUUGGAAAUUAAUGAUUAAGUUUUAUAUAUGAUUAUUGAAAAUGCCUAAAAAAGGAAUAAAUACAUAAAUUCAGGACUAAAAUAUG